AUGUCUCUCAACACGACAAGUGUACCCAGUGCAUCGCCCUCGGUGUCGCCAAUCACCCAGGGAUCGGUUGCCGGGAAUAUCCUGGUUAUUGCGAGAGACUCGGCAGCUGCUGGUGUGGCCUCGUCAGGAUUCAAUGCUUAUGGUAUACCAUUUACCACUCUUCUGGUUCCCAAGGAGGGUACCACCCUACCAUCGCUGAACAGUAGCUCCGGAGGAAACUUCGGAGGUAUUCUCGUUGCAAGCGGGGUCAGCUAUGACUAUGGCGGCACGACAAAUUUUCAGAGUGCUUUGACUGCGGAUCAGUGGAAUCAACUGUACGCCUAUCAACUCGAAUAUGGAGUGAGGAUGGUGCAGUACGAUGUUUUCCCAGGACCGGCCUACGGUGCUGCAGACGCAAGUGGUGGUGGUGGGUGCUGUGGAUCUGGUGUCGAGCAGCUGGUUUCCUUCUCCAACGUGGACGACUUCCCUACAGCUGGGUUGAAAACCAAUGCCGGGGUCAGUACCCAGGGUCUCUGGCAUUACCCGGCCACUAUCAGCAACACCAGCUCGACCAAGCAGAUUGCCAAGUUCGCUGCCGCCCCUGGGUAUUCCGGAGAAACGACCGCGGCUGUUAUCAACAACUUCGAUGGAAGAGAGCAGAUGGUCUUCUUCAUCUCCUUCGACACGACCUGGAGCGCAACCUCCAACUAUCUGCAGCACGCGUGGAUUUCCUGGCUUACCCGCGGUCUCUACACUGGACACCGCCGGGUGAACUUGAACACUCAGAUUGAUGAUGUUUUCUUAGAAACAGAGAUCUACAAGCCGGCUGGACGGAACUUCCGGAUCAGCACCUCUGAUAUGGAUGGGAUCUCCCGCUGGGUUCCCACGAUCAAUGCGAAGAUGAAUGAGGGCAGCAACUACUACGUUGAGCUUGGGCUCAAUGGCAAUGGUAAUAUCGAAGCGGCUACUUCCAAGCCGAACGGCGAGUCUCUGUGCAACGGAGGCGGUAUUGAGUAUGACUCUCCCCCCGACACCGAAUUGGAGUUCAAAAAGCCCCUGGGAACCGGAACCAAUCUCUGGUCCUCGACCCAGACCUCCUACGGCUGGACUACUGAAUGCACUCGGUUGGACGAUCUUUUGAACUGGAUGACCACUCCGGCGAACCAGGACAAGUACGGGUUCCUUUCUCACACUUUCACUCAUUUGGAACAGAACAACGCCACCUACUCCGAUGUGAGCAAAGAGAUUGCCUACAACCAGGCUUGGCUCAAGCAGAAUGGUAUCAGCUCGGCUAAGCAUUACACUGCCAACGGCAUCAUCCCCCCUGCCAUCACGGGACUUCACAAUGGUGAUGCUCUUAGGGCUUGGUGGGACAACGGCAUUCGCAAUUGUGUUGGCGAUAACACGCGGCCCGUCCUUAUGAACCAGGAAAACGUCAUGUGGCCCUACUUUACCAAUGUCGCAUCCGAUGGGUUUGAUGGUAUGCAGGUGAACCCUCGGUGGUCCACCCGCAUCUACUAUAACUGCGAUACCCCUGACUGCACAGUUCAGGAGUGGAUUGACACCACUUCCAGCCGCGGCAACUUCGAGGAUCUGCUUGCUGUGGAGAAGUCGGAGACCAUCCGUCACCUCUUAGGUCUGCGCCGUGAUUCCUACAUGUUCCAUCAGGCCAACCUGCGCAAUUCGGACACCCCUCCGAUCACGAUCAAUGGAGUCUCCGCGCAGUAUUCUAUUUUCCAAGCGUGGGUUGAGACCCAGGUGCAGGAAUUUGUGCGAUUAGUGAAGUGGCCCAUUGUCACCAUCGACCACCAGGAGAUGUCUGACAACUUCCUGUCUCGUUACACGCGUGACCGCUGCAACUACUCUCUUCAAUAUGCAAUUGCGAAUCACCAGAUCGGUGGAGUGACGGUGUCUGCCAAGGACAACACCUGCAGCGUACCUAUUCCUGUCACCUUCCCUGUUGCGCCCACCAACACACAGGGCUUCGCCACCGAGCAACUCGGCAGCGAUCCUCUUACGGUGUGGGUGAAGCUCUCCGGUUCUCCGGUGACAUUUACACUUUCUAAACCUAUUCCAUUGUAG
Molecule: messenger RNA, 2061 nt
Organism: Aspergillus tanneri
Lineage: Eukaryota; Fungi; Ascomycota; Eurotiomycetes; Eurotiales; Aspergillaceae
Gene: agd3
Product: putative extracellular serine-rich protein
Exons: 2
Coding region: 1-2061 (686 amino acids)
Source: RefSeq, a predicted model, not a curated record